AUAUCGAAUGCUGUGAAACUAACAUUUUUAACUGAAAAAAAAUGUUACAGUUUGUAAUGUAAUAAAAUUUGUAAUAUUGAUAUAUACGAUGAUUUUAAAAUUAUAUGUAUUUAAUGUUUUUUACUUUAUAAAUCGAUACCUGUUCUUUUACUAUUUCUUCAUAUAUUAAAAUGAAUGAGAAUCACUGAAUAUAUAUAUAAUAAACACAAUAUAUUGGCGCUAUAAGAUUUAAAAAAAAUAAUCAAUUUGAAAAAAAAUUUUUUAAAAAUAUGGAGGUGUGUGAUAUUUUACGUAAUGUUAUUAAUAAUGAAAAAGAUUUAGAAGAAAAGCAAGUACCCGUAAAUGAAGUGAAAGACAAAUUAAAAAAACAAAUAAAACAAUUGAAGUCUCUAAUUUUACAAAUUGAAUGUAGUUUGGAUAUAUUAAAAUUUAAAAAUACUAAAUGUAUUUUUCGUUCAAAUCUUGUUAGUAACUUAAAUACUGAUAAAGUUCCAAAUAUUAAUUUACAAUUGAAAUCUGAAUUAUAUAGAUAUUCUGGCUUUUAUUGUAUCAAGUUUUCAGAAAAUGAAUAUAUAUUUAAUUUUUCACCUUUAAAUAAAUAUGAUAGAAAAAAUAUUUUUGCUAUACAAAUAUUAAAUAAUCAAAAAAAAGGAACUUUAGGAAAAUGGGUAAUGCCAAUGAGUAUUGAUUUAAAUGACUUAACAUCUGACUUUCCUAUUACUGAAUUAAGAAAAAUACCACAUUUCUUAAAAAUUUGUAAACAACAUAUAGAUUCUUAUUUUAUACGACAGACACAAUAUACUGCAUUGAUGGAUAUUAUUUCUCAUACGAAAAAUAGUACUUUACAAUCUAAUUUAGGAUAUACGCAAAUUAGUUUAGAAUUGAUGGGUUUAUAUUAUAAAAAUACUGAUUCAUACAUAAAUAUAAUUAUAUAUCUUUUAUAUAAUAUCAGUGAAGCUAGACCACACAAAAUUGAAGUAAAUUCAACAACACAAAAUGAAUUAGAUCAAAAUGUAAAAAAACAUCUACAAAAAUCUUUGGUAUGUUUUAAACAAUUUGAUUUGCAUAAAGCAUUUGAGAAUAUGUUGAAUUUGGAAGCAUUCAAAUGGACAAAAGAAAAUGCUGAAGAUAGUCCAUUAGAAAUUAAUAAUUUAAGUAAUUCAGAUGAAGAAGGAUUUUUAAGUACAUAUUCAAUUAUACAAAAUAAAUCUCAAACACAUCAUAAAAAAAGACGAAAAAAGAGAAAAAUAAAGGAAGAAAAUUUCAGUAACAUUUUAAAUUUACAUGAAAAUCCUAUUCAAAAUAAAGAGCAAAUAUCACAAAAUAUUAAACAAAAUAUAGAUGUGAUAAAAUUAACACCAAAAUUAACUAACUUUAAAGAAAAAAGAUUAAAACAGACAAAAUUGAAAUUUCAUUUGAAUAAUUUAGAAAAUGAAUCUUCUGAUACAAUUGCAUUUAAACAUAUGCAAAUAAAUAAAAAAUUAAUUAAACCAUUAACUAGUACUCCAAUACAUCAAAAUAAACAUUCUUCUGAUUCCAUCACAUCAACCAGUAUUAGUGAUAUUACAAUAACUAAAAAUAAUUCAGAUAUUGAUAGAAAAUGAAAAAAAAUCAAUUUUAGAAUACACUUAGAAAAUUAUU
Messenger RNA from Apis laboriosa (Himalayan honeybee), 1641 nucleotides. RefSeq lists its product as uncharacterized. The coding region runs from base 270 to 1604 and encodes 444 amino acids. The transcript is spliced from 4 exons. The record is from RefSeq and is a predicted model, not a curated record. NCBI's taxonomy places the organism in Eukaryota, Metazoa, Arthropoda, Insecta, Hymenoptera, Apidae.